AUGCCGUGCGUGUCUCUGUUACUGUGGGUGGCAUGGCAGGCUACUCACACGUUCCCAUGGGCGAGUGAGGAGGGCAUGGCAGCGCAGCGGCUGGUGGCAUACGUGUCGGACCAGACGCAUGCAUGUGCGCUCAAGGCGUGCCGUGUGGCAGGCAUGCCCGAGGGCAACGUGCGAGUGCUGCCCAUCACGGCUGCAUCAGCAUACGCCCUCACUGCCCGCCAGCUGUUGGAUGCGGUGCAGAGCGAUGAGGCUGCUGGCCUCAUUCCCUUCUUCCUCGUCCUCACUGUACGUGGGGGGCACCUUGUUGUUCCCUUCUUUCUCACUCUCACUGGAGGCGGAAGCUGUAAGUUUCCCCAUGUUGCAUGCCGCCGGUGCGUGGCGCCUCAUCCUCCUCGCCAUCGUCCGGUCCGGACUGACCCUCUCGCACCAGCACUCACUGCCGUGCGCUCAUUCCUUUCCACGUGCCUGCUCUGCUCCUCUGCCACGUCAUGCCAGGUUGGCUCCACGUCAUCCACUGCUGUGGAUCCAAUCGCCCCUCUGGCUGCCAUCGCGAAGGAGCAUGGCAUGUGGGUGCAUGUGGAUGCGGCGUAUGCAGGCAUGGCGAGCAUGUGCCCUGAGAUGCGCCACCACCUGGCAGGCGUGCAUCUGGCCGACUCACUAGCCUCCAACGCUCACAAGUGGCUGCUCACCAGCUUCGGCUGCUGCUGCCUCUGGACCCAGGUUGGUGCACGCAGGGCUGGUGGGAGGAGAGGUGAUGCUGACAGCACGUCGCUGGUGGAGGAACUGUCUAUACUGCCGGAGUAUCUCAGGAAUAAGGCAUCAGAGAGGCAGCAGGUGGGGGACUACAAGGACUGGGAGAUUCCCAUCGGCCGCCGCUUCAGGCGCCACGUGGCGCUUGCUGAGUGGUUCGAGGAGGCCGUGUGGCAAGAUGAGAGGUUCGAGCAUGCUACUACCUGCCACCCCUCGCCUCUCCCCCCUGCUCCCCAGCUGAUGGCGCUACGCCCCUUCGCCCUCAUCUGCUUCCGCCUCAAGCCGCCCGCCCCUGCCGCCUUCACACACAGCGGGAUAGGUGCGGGCGAGGGGGGGUUGGACAAGGGGGUGGAGGGCACGGACGGAGGGAGGGAGGUGAACACGGCGCUACUGGAGGCCAUCAACAGCAGCGGGCAGGCGUACCUCACACACACUGUCCUGUCAGGGCAGUACACGCUGCGCAUGGCAAUAGGGGCGGUCAAGACGGAGAUGACGCACGUGCAGGCGGCGUGGAGGCUCAUCCAAACAGAAGCUUCCAAGUUGCUGCAAGAGGGCAAGUUUCCAACUGCAAGAGGGCAAGAAGAAAUUGCUUCAGAAAGAUGA
This is a messenger RNA of Closterium sp. Naga37s-1, 1353 nucleotides long. Lineage: Eukaryota; Viridiplantae; Streptophyta; Zygnematophyceae; Desmidiales; Closteriaceae. The record is from the annotation of a GenBank genome assembly.